This is a messenger RNA of Blepharisma stoltei, 5826 nucleotides long. Lineage: Eukaryota; Ciliophora; Heterotrichea; Heterotrichida; Blepharismidae. The record is from the annotation of a GenBank genome assembly.
AUGUGGAAAUAUUUCCUUUUAGUUUGCUGCUCAGCUUUACGAUUGUUCAUAAUACCUCAUUCUCAUUGUGAUCCUGGCUGGCUAGAGCCAGUGGACUGAUACUAUGAAAACAAAGUAAGAAAUAUUUUCAACAAUUUAAUAGAAUUGCUUCAAGAAAACAAUCAAAGGAAAUUCGCAUGAUCUGAAAUUUCAUUUUUAAAGAUGUGAAUGGAUGAACAAAAUAUUUUGAAGAAAAAUGCUUUAAGAUCGCUCAUACAGUCUGGUAGAAUAGAAAUUGUUGGAGGCGGGUUUGUGCAGAAUGAUGAAGCGAAUACUGAUUUUGAUAUGAUCAUAAGGCAUAUACAUUAAAAUGGCGUAAACCAACCCAGCAUUUUAAGCCUGUAGCUGAUAUACAUUAAAUGGCGUGGUGAGCCAACCCACCUCUUAGAAUCUGUAGCUGGGAAACCCAGGGAUCUUGUAGAAGGGAGGAUGGCGUUUUGUGAUGUAUAGUAGGCCUGGUUUUACUUGGUUUAGUGGAGAUCAACGCCGAAUUAGGCUGGCGCAGCUUAUUCCAGGCCAAGGUUUUAUCUCUGGGAAAGAUGGAAGCUUGAUGUUGGAAAGGGAAAGCCCAGCAGAGUUCUGGGAGCCGAUCAGGCAUUUCCUAGCACGAUACUGGGAGUUGAGCCAUGAGCAACGAGUUCUAUCUUUGUUAACACCUCUAUUCGAAUUUUCUGGAAGGGCAACCCAAGUCAGGCGUAGACGCGUUGAGCCAUCCCACUACACUCCAAUUAGUGUGCGAGCCUAUUUCUGGAGUAACAUAGACGUAGACAGCCGUAAAACAAGGUAGAAAUAAAUACCCAUUCAGGGUAUCACAGGGGAGAUUUUUUAUAAUCUAACUAAAAAACUAACUCCCCCCCCCAUCCUUGAUCGAACGAUUGACUGUAAAAAUUCCUAAAAAUUGGGGAUUAACCCCCAUCCUUGAUCGAACGAUUUUCAUAUCAUGCAAAUUUUUAUAUAUAUAAAAAUAUAUUAUUUAUCAAAAGCUUGGGAAGAUGUACAUAAUGAAGUUAUUUUCAGAGCUUUGAGAUGGCAGAAAGCUGUGGAAUCAACCAUCCGAAGUGAUUUAGCCAUCAACCUAGGCUUAAAAACUCAAUAAUCUAAUAAAAUAGAGAUUCUUUAAAAUUUUAAAAAAAAAAAUUUAAUUUAAUAAGGAACAAAUUAAAAUUUAUACAGUUUAAAAGGGUAACUAAUAAAUCAAAAUAUUAAAAAUUGGUAUUUUAUGAAAUUAAUUCAAUUUUUAGCUGUAAAAAUAAUUAUUAAAUACUCUUAACCCUCUUAUUUAAAAGUAAAUAAAACAAAAUAUAUAUAUAUUUUUUAUUUUAUAUAUAAAAUUUUUUUAACCCCCAUCCUUGAUCGAACGAUGACGAGUCGUUCGAUCAAGGAUGGGGGGGGGAGUAAGAAUUCCUGUAGCUGACAUCCCACAUGGUAGUCGGGACCUUUAGAAAAGGGGGUGGCGUAUCCGGCCAGAUUUUUUUUGCUUUAUGAAGCGCAAUGUUGGAUUAGUGGACCGCAUGCUUUGCUCCUUACCAAGUUUUUGCCUCAAGGGGAAAUGGAGCAAGAAUUGAAAGGGAUCUCCAGUAUGGCAGUGGCAAAUAUCUUGGAAAAUCGAGGCUGCUACUUAGCGUAAAAGGAGUUACAGCUGGGAGCUUCGAUUUUCCAUUUUGGUAGAGAGUUGACCAGAAAAUUCUAGGUUUUGAAUAUUCAAUGUUAUGCAAUCUUUGUCGACGCUCAACACAAUUCAUCCAACUACUGGGCAACAAGUGCGACCCUUAUCCGGUAGGAGCAGCCUUUGUAAGGUCGAAUACGAACUGGAGAGCAGGUGAAGGCAACCCUUUGGAAAUUAAAAUGAACUUCUAAUACUUCCUCCUGUGAGUGAACAAAAAAAUUUGUUCGUUUGCGGAGGGAGUUAAUUUUUUAAAAAAAUUAUAUAUAAAUUUUAUAGUAAUUUUUUUUCAAAAUUUAAAAAAUUCGAAAUUUAUAUUUUAAAAUGAAGCUGUUUAAAAUUAAGCAGAAUUAGUGUGAGAUACUUCAUUAUUCUAAUUAUCAUUUAUAUAUUAUUAUUUUUUUAUAUUAAAAAAAAUUUUUGUAUGCUCAAGGAGAGUGGGCUUUACCCCAAAAAUAGGAAUUUUUCCAAUGGUUUUGCUCGCUCAUGAAGGGGGGAGUAAGUAAUAUGGCGAUAGCAAUAUGAUCAUAAGGCAGUUUGAUAGUGGAAGAGACUAUUUAUAUCAAGAGUUUGGGAUAGAAAAUGUGAAAGUGGGAUGGCAAAUUGACCCGUUUGGGCAUUCAGCGCUUACACCUUCUUUGUGAGCAAAAUUAGGGUUCGAGUAUCUUGUAAUUAAUAGGAUCAGCAAACCUUUGAAAGUAGAUUAUAUAUAGAAAAUAUGAAGAAGGAAAAAUAACUUAGAAUUCUUAUGGGAAGGGUCUGAUCUUGGGUCAAAUAAUACAAUUUUUACGCAUAUUUUGUAUGAUCAUUAUGAUUUCCCUGAUAUUUUGCAUCCUUUAAAAAAAGAAUUAUGCUUGAGCACAAUUGAUAUAGCAAAUGUGUCAGAGUGGUAAUUUUAACUUAGUGCUAGCAAGCUUUACAAUCUUGUAUGCUAAAUUAUAUUAAUGAUUUAAAGUAAUUUGAUAAUAUAAUUUCUCUAUUGGGUCACAUAUAAGUAGCAUGCAUUCAAUUAGGCUAUAUAUAAAUAAACAAAAACAUGCAUACAGCACAGAAAAUAUUAUGAUGCUAUAUGGUGACGAUUUUUAUUAUCACGAUCUCGCUGAGUCAAAACUUUUAUAUCAAAGAAUAGAGCUCCUAAGAGACUAUAUCAACCAUUACUAUUGAAAUUUCACCAUAAAAAUUGCUACACCAUCCGAAUACUUUGAAGCUGUUAAAGCAGAAAGCCCAGAAUUGCCUUAUUUUACAUCUGAUUUUUUCCCAUACAUGAACUACUUCAAUAUGAAAAAUAACUACUGGACUGGAUACUAUACCACAAGACCUCGUCUAAAAAAUGAGGUCUAUUUUGGACACAGACUUGCAAGAGCUGCUGAAAUCGCUAUGGCUUUUACUUCAAAAUCAAGUCUUAAUUCUCCUCAAGCAAGUAUUUCCCUUCAUCAUGAUGCAAUUACAGGAACUUGUAGAGACCAUGUAGCUGCUGACUAUAUGUACAGGCUGAAAAAAGAUAUAGUAAAUUCUAUCCAUGCAAUCGAAUUUGUGCUAAAAAAUGUUUUGACUGAAGCUAAAAAUGAAUUCGCUUUAGCAGUUUCUUAUAGAGUUUUGAUUGCUUAUAAUCCUUUAAAUUGAGAAAAAGAUGAAUUAUUUUCAAUUAAAGCUGAAACAAAUGAUAUUGAAAUUAUAAAUUGAAAAGGAAAAGUCGUAAAAUCUCAAGCUGUAAAAAAUGUGAUAGAUGGGGGAUAUAUUAUUUAUUUUAAAGCAAAAUUGCCUUCUCUUUCAUUUUUUACUAUUUUUGUGAGAUAUUGUUUUGCUUGCACUGAUUUAUCAGCUGAAUACGAAGGAUAUAGUUUGGCUGAUAAAAUAUAUAAAUUGCAUUUUGAUCAAAACGGGAUGCUGGAUUUUAUAUUUACUCCCCCCGAUCCUUGAUCGAACGACUCGCCAUCGUUCGAUCGAGGUUAAAAAACAUUUUUUUUGGGAAAAAAAAAUUUAUAUAUAAAAUAAAAAAUAUAAUUAUUUUUACAGCAAAAAAUUGAAUUAAUUUCAUAAAAUACCAAUUUUUAAUAUUUUGAUUUAUUAGUUACCCUUUUAAACUGUAUAAAUUUUAAUUUGUUCCUUAUUAAAUUAAUUUUUUUUUUAAAUUUUAAAGAAUCUCUCUAUUUUUUAGAUUAUUAGUUUUUUAAGCCUAGGUUGAUGGCUAAAUCUCUUCGAAUGGUUGAUUCCGCAGCUUUCUGUCGUCUCAAAGCUCUGAAAACAACUUCAUUAGGUAUAUCUUCCCAAGCUUUUGAUAACUAAUAUAUUUUUUAUAUGUUAAAAAUUUGCAUGAUAUGAAAAUCGUUCGAUCAAGGAUGGGGGAGUUAGCAAAAAACUUGAAAUUAUCCCAAAAACCAAUAAUUCACAUCAGAAAAUAAAAAAUAAAAUGCACGAAUUCCGCCUUAGACAGCAAAUUUUUGCAUAUAAAGGAGAAAGCAGUGGAGCUUAUAUUUUUCAUCCUACUGUAAUUUUAAUCUAGGGAUAUGCUGAAAACUUAGAGCUUAGCCUUGAACAAAUUAUGAUUUCAAGUGGCAAAGUUGUACAAACUGCACAAAUUAUUUGGUACCGCAAAGAUGAUAAAUCAAAAUAUUUUUACCAGAAAUUUAUAUUAUAUGACUCAGAAAAGUUUAUAUGAAAAAUAGGUGUAAGUGCUGUACAAAAUGAAGAAAUAACGGUUAGAUUUGAAAGUCAAGAUGAAAACGUGAUUGAUAUUUUUACAUUUAAUUCAGCAGAUUUAAGGCAAAGAGAGCUUUAACAUUAACAUUACUUAGAGGUUCUAACGUGUUUCUCUGGCUCCGCAGGGUGAUUUAACAAAGCCACAAGGGCUCACCCCAGUAAACACCAAAUAGUGACGUCACCGGGCAUUUCCAACGUCACCCUUUUAUCGGGCCGACGGACCAUCCUAAGCAAGUGACGGCCAAUUGGCUGCCAGAUCUCACGGGCUGCGCUGUCUUGCUCAAAACUUAGCUCCUGCGCGUUGUGCCGCCUAUAGGUCUCCCUCCCCAGGAGUGCCAAGCAGUAAACCUAUGCCCACCAAACAUCCGCUGCUUACCUGAUAUUGCUGGAUAAGGUCUCACGGGAAAGCUGAAUCUUAUAAUAAAAAAUUAAGGCAAAGAGAGCACAUAGAAGAAAUUUAUGCGUCUAGAGUAGGAAAAAAUAUGUAUCCAGUUCCUGCAGGGGCAGUUGCAAAAUCUAAAAAUUCUUAUUUAAAGUUUUACCCGAAAUUUCCAUUAGGAAUCGGCGUGGUCUCUCCUAAGAGUUUUGAGUUCUUAUUACAAAGAAAUCUCUCAAAUGAUGACUUAUGCGGAUUAGGAGUUGGAGUUACAGAUAUCACAAUAGCUGAGCAUACAAUGCACGUAGAGCUUGGCAAUUUAAUCCAUGAAGAAUUUUGGAGAAAUUAUUUAAAUGCAAAAACUGAGUCUUAUUUAUUUCCAUUAAAAGAUGCAGGAAAAUAUGCAUUAAGUCUUGAAGAUUGAGAAGAAGCAGAAGUUUUAAAUGAGCCUUGGAAAAAGAAAACUGAAUUUUAUAUGGGAUUUGAGGAUAAUAGGGUUUAUCUGUCAAGUGCUGUAAUAAAGGAUUCAGAAAUUUUUAUGAGAGUAUUGAAUUUUAAUUCGGUUGGGAUUGGAUUUGAUGUGAUUGGAGGAAAAGUUUCAAAUAAAACGAAUCUAGCAGGAUAUCAAGCUUUAAAUGAAACGCAUAAUUGGAAAAAUUCUGGUGAAAUGUUUGAUGAAUUUAAAAACAUCAGUCAGCCUGCAAUAAAGAUGCAAACUAAGCAGAUUAUGACGCUUGACAGUGGGCAAGCUUUAAAACCAAUGGAGCUAGCAGCGUUUUAUAUUGAUAUCAAUAAAUUCCCAUAUGAAAGAAAAAUUCAUGAAAAAUCGAAUAAAGAGUUUUCGGCAAGACCAAAUGAUAUAACAAAGCCUUAUAGAGAGCUUCUUGAGCAUGAAAUAGUAUAUAUUGAAACCUCUAAUAAACCUCAAUACAAUAUACUCCACCUAUCCUUUAUAUUUCUUAUCUUUUUUGCCCCUGCAUACACUGUCUUAUUCUAUCAUUUCAAAACAGCUCUCUCCAAAAGAAAAAUUAAUCUUUACACAAUUUAA